Entamoeba invadens IP1 is the source of this 822-nucleotide messenger RNA. Its product is annotated as leucine rich repeat containing protein BspA family protein. The annotation marks the transcript as partial. The record is from RefSeq and is a predicted model, not a curated record. The transcript has a single exon. Lineage: Eukaryota; Evosea; Mastigamoebida; Endamoebidae.
AAGCGUUUUAUAAAAUCAUUGUGUGGUUUAAUGUUAACUUUGAAACUGUAUGACCAAAACAAAAGUCGAAAUAUCGAGUUUAAAAAUGUGACUUACACUCGAGAUGAUCGAGAGAAAUUUGGUAAUAUCAUACCUUUGAAUGUAACAUCAAUUGGUGAAAAGUGUUUUAAUUGGUGCAGCUAUUUGAGUAGUAUUACGAUACCAUUAGGUGUUACAUCAUUUAGCGAUUGGUGUUUCAGUGGAUGUAGUAGUCUCAGCAGUAUGAUUAUACCAUCAAGUGUCACAUCAAUUGGUUAUCAAUGUUUCAGUUAUUGUAACAGUCUUAAAAGUAUUACAAUACCACCAAGUGUCACAUCAAUUGAUAAUUAUUGUUUUUAUGGAUGUGAUAGUCUCAGUAGUGUUACUAUACCAUCAACUGUGUCAUCAAUUGGUAAUCAUUGUUUUGGUUUUUGUAGUAGUUUAAGCAGUGUUACCAUACCUUCAAAUGUCACAUCCAUUAAAGAUAGUUGUUUUUAUGGUUGUAGUAGUCUAAAAAGUAUUACAAUACCAUUAAGUGUGAAAACAAUUGAUUGCAAAUGUUUCAGUAAAUGUAGUAGUCUCAGCAGUGUUUUUAUACCUUCGAGUGUGAAAUCAAUUGGUGCUUUUUGUUUCAGUUAUUGUAGUAAGCUAAGCAGUGUUGUUAUACCAUCGAAUGUCACAUCAAUCGGUGAUUAUUGUUUUUAUGAAUGUAAUAAUCUUAGCAGUGUUACAAUAACAUCAAAUGUGACAUUAGCUGGUAGUUAUUGUUUCCCAUCAAAUACAAUUGUUCAACAUUGUUAUUGA